AUGACAUUCAACCUUUCUGUCGUUAUUAGGCCAAAUAUCUUAACUCUACAACCAUAUGUAUGUGCCCGGGAUGACUUCUCUGAAGGCAUUUUACUCGAUGCUAAUGAAAAUGCAUUUGGGCCUAAUAUUGCUGAUGUAAAGGAAGGAAGCAGUUUACAUCGCUAUCCAGACCCUAGACAAAAUGAACUGAAGAGUCUGAUGGCGAAAUACCGGAAUGAAACCUCAGGCCUUAACCAGGAUGGGAUAGCCCCUUUAAAACCGGAGAACUUCUGUUUGGGUGUAGGUUCAGAUGAGAGUAUCGAUUUAUUGAUUAGAGCCACCUGUAUUCCUGGUAAAGAUAAAAUCCUGCUGCUUCCUCCUACUUAUGGGAUGUAUAGUGUAUGCGCUGCUCUUAACGAUGUUGAGUGUGUUAGGUGUGCGUUGGAAACUGCGGACAAUUUCUACCAAGUCAACGUGGAGAAGAUUUUAGAAAUAUUGAAUGCUGAUUCAUCUAUUAAGUUGGUAUUUAUUACUAGUCCUGGUAACCCAACAGGUGCUUGUAUAGAAACUUCUCAAAUUGAACAAAUUUUGAAUGGAUGGACAAAUGGAUUGGUUGUGGUUGAUGAGGCUUAUAUAGACUUUGCUAGUCCAUCUCGCUCAGCAGCUUUGUUAGCUAACAAAUACCCCAAUGUUGCAGUAUUGCAAACACUAUCAAAGUCGUUUGGUUUGGCUGGUAUUCGCCUUGGAUUUACUAUCACAUCCUGUGACAUUGCCAGGAUAUUAAAUAACAUGAAGGCGCCAUACAAUAUAUCUACUGUUACUUCAGAACUUGCUACAAAGGCAUUGCAACCCGAAAAUAUAGUAAUGAUGGAGAGUAAUGUUCGAAAAAUCAAUACUGAGAAGCUACGUGUUUUGAAAGCAUUAACAGCUCUAGAAAAUGUAGAAGAUCAGCACGUUGGCGGCUUAGAUGCCAACUUUCUUCUUCUCAGGCUCAAAACAUGCGAUAAUGUUGUUGCAAAAAAGCUUUGCAUAAACCUAGCUACAAAAUCUGGUGUUGUGAUCCGUUAUAGAGGUGGGGAACACGGAUGCCAGGGAUGUGUAAGAAUUACAAUUGGGACUAAAGAGGAGAAUGAUAUUAUGAUAGAAGAAUUCUCCCGUAGGCUAGCUGAAUUAGUUGAAUAG
Molecule: messenger RNA, 1161 nt
Organism: Eremothecium sinecaudum
Lineage: Eukaryota; Fungi; Ascomycota; Saccharomycetes; Saccharomycetales; Saccharomycetaceae
Gene: HIS5
Product: histidinol-phosphate transaminase
Exons: 1
Coding region: 1-1161 (386 amino acids)
Biological process (GO): L-histidine biosynthetic process
Molecular function (GO): pyridoxal phosphate binding; L-histidinol-phosphate:2-oxoglutarate transaminase activity
Source: RefSeq, a predicted model, not a curated record